GGAGGUUGAACAAUUUUUCUGCUUUGAAGCUGAUUUUUGUUCCCUUGUUGCGAUCUAUUUUUGCAAUUGGAAUUGUAUUCUUAUAUCCACUGGGACUACUAGUGGAUAUUUCAGAAUAAGGCCAGUGACUCUAGUCUAACCAAUUAGGUGCUGACUAUUUAAUUCCACAGAGUUAGAAAGGGAUUGAUUUUGAUUACAGGGUCAGUUUCUAGCAUUCUAUUAUACUCAAUCAGGUAUAUAUAUCUGUAUUAGGCGGAACAGGCUGUAUAGGACAGUAUUGCAGAUACUGAAGAAAGACACUUAGCUUAUAUCUUAUUAUAUCUUAUUCAGCAGGUAUGGCAGUGAGGUGGUGUUCCUAUAGGUUUGUUAUGUUGGUACUGUUUGCAUGUUAUGUUGAUGCACAGCCCAACUGGAGGUUUCCUCCAACCAACAACCCGCAACCCCAAGUUAAGUCUAGGCAGCCACAGUGGCCAGAGCCCCAGUGGCCACAGCAGCGAACUCCACAGAAACCACAACAGCGGACUCCCCAGGGGCCAGAGUCCCAGGGGCCACAGUUGCAGAAUACCCAGUGGUCAAAGCUGCAGAAUCCCCAGUGGCCACAGCUGCAGACUCCCCAGGGACCACAGCUGCAGAUUCCCCAGAGACCAGAGCCCCAGGGGCCACAGCUGCAGACUCCCCAGAGACCAGAACCCCAGGGGCCACAGCCCCAUGGACCACAGCUGCAGACUCCCCAGUGGCCACAGCUGCAUACUCCUCAGUGGCCACAGCUGCAGACUCCCCAGAGACCAGAACCCCAGGGGCCACAGCCCCAUGGACCACAGCUGCAGACUCCCCAGAGACCAGAGCCCCAGGGGCCACAGCUGCAGACACCCCAGAGACCAGAGACCCAGGGGCCACAGCUGCAGACUCCCCAGAGAACAGAGACCCAGGGGCCACAGCUGCAGACUCCCCAGGGGCCACAGCUGCUGACUCCCCAGAGACCAGAGCCCCAGGGGCCACAGCAGCAAACUCCCCAGGGACCCGAGCCCCAGUGGCCACAGCCCCAGGGACCACAGCUGCAGAAUCCCCAGUGGCCACAGCUACAUACUCCACAGGCGCCACAGCUGCAGACUCCCCAAGCGCCACAGCUGCAGACUCCCCAGGGGCCACAGCUGCAGACUCCCCAGGGGCCACAGCUGCAGACUCCCCAGGAGCCACAGCUGCAGACUCCCCAGAGCCCGGCGCCGCAGCUGCAGACUCCCCAGGGUCCACAGCUGCAGACUCUCCAGUGGCCAGAGCCCCAGGGUCCACAGCUGCAGACUCCCCAGGGGCCAGAGCCCCAAGGUCCACAGCUGCAGACUCCCCAGGGGCCAGAGCCCCAGGGGCCGCAGCUGCAGACUCCCCAGAGACCAGAGCCCCAAGGUCCACAUAAGAAAACUCCCCAGUGGCCAGCAGUAACUAAAACUCAAAAUCAGAGAUGUCAAGUAGAGUCUAAGGAUACAGUGCAAUGUGGAACCCCUAAAAUUACUCUGGCUCAAUGUGAGGCUAUCGACUGUUGCUUCAAUGGACAGCAGUGCUACUAUGGGAAGGCAGUGACUGUGCAGUGUACCAUGGAUGCUCAGUUUGUGGUGGUGGUGGCCAGGAAUGCCACUUGGCCCAAAAUAGACAUUGAUACCAUCAUUCUGCUGGGGGGAAACAACGGCCCUUGCAGUCCUGUUGGCAUCACUUCAGCCUUUGCCAUAUACCAGUUCCCUGUCACAGCCUGUGGUACUACUCUGAAGGAGGAAAAUGGUUAUAUGGUUUAUGAGAACAGGAUGGCGUCCUUCUAUGAAGUGGGGGUCGUACCCCAAGGCGCCAUCACCAGAGACAGCCAAUUUGAGCUGCUGUUCCAGUGUAAGUACUCUGAUACUGCGGUGAAGGCUCUGGUUAUUGAGGUGAACACUGUUCCUGCACCCGCUCCGGUUGCUGUUAUGGGACCGCUCAGAGUGGAACUCAGACUGGCCAAAGGAACAUGUGACACCAAGACAUGUAAAGACGAGUCCAGUGCCUUCACAUCGUUUUACACUGAGGAAGACUACCCUCUCACUAAAGUCCUGAGGCAACCUGUAUACGUUGAGGUGCGCAUCCUGGAGAAGAAGGAUCCCAACCUGGUCCUAUUGCUGGAGCACUGCUGGACCACCUCUGACCCCAGCCCUGUCAGCAUGCCCAAGUGGGACCUCCUCAUUGAAAAAUGUUCCUACCAGAAUGAUAAGUACCAGACCACCAUGGUCCCUGUGGAUCUCUCCUCUGGCCUUCUGUAUCCCAGCCACUACAAACGCUUCAUCCUCAAGAUGUUCACCUUUGUGGAUCACACUCUGGCUCCCCGCAAAGAUACAAUUUUCAUCCACUGUAGUGCAUCUUUGUGCUACCCUACUCCAUGGGACUCCUGUGAACCAAAAUGCAACAAACAAAGAAGAGAUGUUGCUACCGUUGUUUGGAGGAAGACUAGGCAAACUGCUGUGGUCUCCAGUGGAGAAGUGGUCCUGGUUGACAAAAAGCCAGCCUAGCCUUCAAACUACUGAUACUAGCUACAGUUGGUAGUAGGAUAUGAAAUGAUGUACUCCGUCCUUUCAUACCCAUUACAGUGUAGGUAUUAAAGCACUGGCAGUACUUUUUCUACGAACCUUUUACCUGGCGAUAGUUUCUAAUUUCUUGAUACGGAAGAAACGUGUCUCUUAUAAACGUCCAUGUCCAGUUGCAGGUGGUA
Molecule: messenger RNA, 2725 nt
Organism: Salmo salar (Atlantic salmon)
Lineage: Eukaryota; Metazoa; Chordata; Actinopteri; Salmoniformes; Salmonidae
Biological process (GO): prevention of polyspermy; binding of sperm to zona pellucida
Cellular component (GO): egg coat
Molecular function (GO): acrosin binding; structural constituent of egg coat
Source: RefSeq, a predicted model, not a curated record